AUGGAUUUAACCGGUGUACCGACGCCUACAAUGGACUGGGACAGUCCGAAUUUGUUGGAAACAUUCAAAACCUUUAGAGGUCACGCGGAAUUGAUAUUCCAGGGUCCGUUAAAGGGGAAAGAUGAACCAGUACAAAUCACAUACUUGCUCCUAUGGAUGGGACAAAAAGGAAGAGAAAUUUAUAAAACUUUAGUGUUGACAGCUGAUCAGAAAAAAUCAGUAAAAGCUACCGCCGACGCAUUUGAAAAACACGUUCAGCCGAAAUCAAACCCAGUAUUUGCGCGGUUCAAAUUUAAUAAUGAAGUGCAAGGUGAAUAUACCAUGGAACAAUUCAUCACACGACUUAAGAUACUUGCAAAUGACUGUUCUUAUGGCGAAGCCUACAAGGAAGAUUUGAUUAGAGAUCGAAUCGUGUUCGGUGUAAAGUCGUCCAAAAUAAGAGAGAAGCUUUUGACAGUAGGUGAGAAACUAACAUUGGCGAAAGCUGUUGACAUAUGUCAGACUGUAGAAUAUGCACAAGAGCAAAUGAAUAACAUGCAAGAAUCGUCUUCUAUUAACUAUGUACGGAAAACUACUCACAAAAAAGAGGAAUCGAGAAAACAAGAUAUAAAGUGCAAAGGCGGGUCGCGGAAAUCAACGGAAAACAAGCCCGAUGUCGCGCACAAAUCGUGCCAAAACUGUGGUCAAUUCCAUGGGGACAAACAGUGUAAGGCGAAGGGAGUGCAAUGCCGAAACUGUAAAAAAUGGAAUCACUACGCGAGGGUGUGCAGGAGUAAACGUGUCAAUGAAGUGAGGGCUGAUGAUUCAUCUGAGGAUAUUUACAUUGAUACAGUAAUUAGUGCUGUGGACAAGAUGUGCAAUCAGGCAUUUGGAUAUUAA
This is a messenger RNA of Mercenaria mercenaria, 879 nucleotides long. RefSeq lists its product as uncharacterized. The record is from RefSeq and is a predicted model, not a curated record. Bases 1 to 879 code for a protein of 292 amino acids. NCBI's taxonomy places the organism in Eukaryota, Metazoa, Mollusca, Bivalvia, Venerida, Veneridae. The transcript has a single exon.